This is a messenger RNA of Drosophila miranda, 4422 nucleotides long. RefSeq names its product structural maintenance of chromosomes protein 4 (gene glu). The record is from RefSeq and is a predicted model, not a curated record. The transcript is spliced from 5 exons. Gene Ontology annotation, molecular function: ATP hydrolysis activity; ATP binding; protein binding. Lineage: Eukaryota; Metazoa; Arthropoda; Insecta; Diptera; Drosophilidae. Gene Ontology annotation, cellular component: chromosome. Bases 97 to 4329 code for a protein of 1410 amino acids. Gene Ontology annotation, biological process: mitotic chromosome condensation.
GGCAGCCCUGCGAUAGCGUCCUAAUUCCAUUGGCGCCUGUUUGGCAAAGCAUUAUUUGUGUGUUUCCUUAAAAUAUAAGCCUAUGAGGUCUACAGAAUGAGUCCCAGCACCGUCACACUGAAAGGUGGGGGUGGACGCAAGAGUGGGCCGAAUCGGCUGGCCCAGAUGACAGGACAGCAGCAAUUGCGGGCCCAAAAAGAAGCCGAGAACGCCGCUGCAAUGGACGCGCUGGAUGAUGCCAUGGUAUUUGACGAUGAGGAAGGCGGGACACGCAUUGGGGAUAUAUACAUACCGCCGCCGGUGCCGGCCCACUGUUCGAUGGAGAGCACCGGACCGCGGCUGAUCAUCAAACAGAUUGUGAACCACAACUUUAAGAGCUACGCUGGAGAGGUGAUACUGGGACCCUUCCAUCAUAGCUUUACCGCCAUUAUAGGACCCAAUGGCAGCGGUAAGAGUAACGUGAUCGAUUCCAUGAUGUUCGUCUUCGGCUGUCGGGCCAAUCGCAUUCGCUGCAAGCGUGUCUCCACCCUCAUUCAUAAAUCCUCGAGGUAUCCCAAUCUUCGUAGCUGCGCGGUGGCCGUACACUUCGAGCAGAUUUUGGACAAGGGCAAUGGCACUUGCGUGACGGUGCCCGACUCUCACAUUGUCAUCGAACGAACGGCCAUGUCGGAUAAUUCCUCAUAUUAUCAAAUCAACGGACGUCGCGCUCAGGUCAAGGAUGUGGUCAAGCUACUGAAGACCCAUCAUGUGGACCUGGAGCACAAUCGUUUCCUGAUUCUCCAGGGCGAGGUCGAAUCGAUAGCCAUGAUGAAGCCGAAGGGUCUGAAUGAGAACGAGACCGGAAUGCUGGAGUACCUGGAGGACAUUGUGGGCACCCAACGCUAUAUUCGACCACUCCAUCAGAUCAACCAGCGUGUGGAUCAGCUCACCGACGAUCGCACAGAGAAGCACAAUCGCUGCAAAUUGGCCGAGCGUGACAUGAAGGACCUGGAGCAGCCAUUCAAUGAGGCCGUCGAGUACCUGAAGAAGGAGAACGAAUGGGUGCGAACAAAAUCUUGGGUGUACCAAAAAUACAUCAGUUUGAAGAAGAUCUCUUUGGAGGAAUACACUAAAGAGUACGAAAGCUGUGCGGAGAAUUUAAAAACGCAUGACGAGGCCACCAAUGUGCUCAAAAAAGAACGCGCCGAAAAGGAGGAGAUCAUAAGAAAGGAAAUAGAGGCUUUUGAAUCCCUGGUUAAGCAGAGAGAUCAAGUCAAGGAUAAGCUUGUGAGUGCAGAGCGCGCCUGCACGGAGGUCCAAAUCGCAAUGGAGAACACCAACAAGCAGCGCAAAAAGGACAAGGCCCAGAUUGAAAAGAACGAAACGGAGUUGGAGGACUUGCGUACGCUGCCAGAAAGAAAUCAGCGUGAAAUUGAGGAUUGCAAAAAGAAAAUGGAACGUCUGGAGAAGGAAAAAGUCACACUAAAUGAAGAGCUAGAGAAACAAAUUAACGAACUGAAAAAGCAGACCGAGCCCCUCACCGAGAAGCGCCUCAAGCUGACCGACGAGCUGGUGGGGCUCAAGGAGAAGGUCAACUCCGCCAAUGCUGCACUGCAGCUCCACGAAUCCGAGCUGAAGAUCCUCAAGCAAGUGGAGACAACUGAAACCAGAAAAUACGAGUCUCUGAUGAGCUCCUAUCAACAGUCACAGCAGAGUCUCGAGGAGAAGACGAACAAAAUGGUUGAGAUAAAGCAAAGUAUUCCCGAAAUGAAAACAGAGAUCGCCACCAAGUCAGCGGAGGUAGAAAAGCUGAACAAAGAGGAGCGCAAUCUGUCCGUACAAUGUACAAAACUUAAGGUUGAGAUUAACGAGCGAUCGAGAAACAUGCAGUCCCAGCGUUCCAAUGACAAAGUUCUGGACUUCCUUAUGCGCCAGAAAAUGGAGGGCAAGAUCCCAGGCAUUCUGGGACGUCUGGGUAACUUGGGUGGCAUUGAUGCAAAGUAUGAUGUGGCCAUUUCCACAGCGGCUGCCAGUCGCUUGGAUAACAUUGUGACGGAUAACUACGACACAGCCGCGGAAGCCAUUGCACUCCUGAAAAAGUACAAUGUGGGCAGGGCCACCUUCAUUACCCUAGAAAAGAUCGAGCAUCUUCGACGUGAGGCCUGCUCCACGAUUGACACGCCAGAGAACGUGCCCCGUCUGUACGAUCUCGUGAAGGUCGAAGAUGAUCGCGUGAGGACCGCCUUCUACUUUGCCCUGAGAAACACACUUGUGGGCACGGACCUGGAACAGGGCACACGCAUUGCCUAUGGAAGGCAGCGCUACCGAGUGGUCACGCUGGGUGGCGAGCUGAUUGAGUUGACGGGCACAAUGUCUGGCGGUGGAAGGACUGCCCUUCGUGGUAAAAUGGGCACCCAAGUGCGGACCAAGACUGCCGAAAGCGCCGACACCUCGUCAUCAUCACAGAGUGCCUUGGAGGACAUGCAGAUCAGGGCAGAAGAACUGCAAACGAGAAUCAACUAUUGCCAAGAGCAGCAAGGUCGCCUGGAGCGUGAGGUGCAAACACUCCAGAUAACGUUGCAGCGAAACGAGGCGAAGUACAAGCAUCUGGAUGUCAGCAUCAAAUCGCUAGAGCAGCAGAUGGCCAGUAAUCUGAAGCAGUGCGAUAUCCAGCGUGAAAAGAUGCUGAAAAAGACCACAGACGAGGGAGCCGUCAAGUCACGGGAGGCUCAGAUAGAAACGUCUAAGGAGGAAUUGGAGGAGGCGCUUUCGGCUGAGCAGGUAAUGAGCAGCCAACUCGAAGAGAUUCAAGUCCAAUACAAUGACCUGCGAAAUGAGAAUGUGAAGCCUGUCGAGGCAAAGAUAAAAAAAACUACCACUCAAAUCGAGAAACUAUCUGCUAAUAUUCGCUCUAUGAAUGUGGCUCUGAGCAGCGUGGAGAGGAACAUUGAAAAGAUCACCAAAAGCAACAAUAAUCUGACGGAGAACAUGAAGACCGCCGAGGAAAAGUUGCGCACCCUAAAUGAGCAGCGACAAAGGUUCCAGGAGCAUAAGGAAGAUCUGGAAAAGGCAGAGGAAGAGGCGGCCGAAGCCAUAGAGAAUGCCAAGAGCCAAUCAUCAGAUCUGAAGAAGCAAAUCGAUGAGAUCACCAAGCAGGAAAAUCAACGUAAUAUUGACCGAAUCGAAAUGGACACAAAAGUGCAGAACGUAAAAGCCAUAGUUGACCGCCUUGUCACGGUGGAAAUACCGGCCCAUCAGGCUAAACUGAAGCCUCUCAAACUCAACGAUAUCCCAGGGCAAACGGAGCCGCUGAUCCCUCUUAAGGAACUAACUGAAGAAGAACUUAAUGCAGAGCCGAUAGCCGAUAUGCUGUACAAGGCAACUGUGCUCGAGGAGGAGCUGAGUAAGAAACCGAACCUGAACUGCAUCAAGGAGUUCAAUGAGAAGCGAAACGUUUAUCUGGAUCGCGUGCGCGUACUCGAAGACAUCACCUCCAAGCGUAACGAGAUGCGCGACAAGUACGAAGAGGUACGCAAGCGUCGCUACAAGGAGUUUAUGGAAGGCUUUGCCAUCAUAACACAUAAGCUCAAGGAAAUGUACCAAAUGAUCACGCAGGGCGGCGAUGCCGAACUGGAGCUGGUCGACUCAAUGGAUCCAUUCACCGAGGGUGUUAACUUCACCGUCCGGCCGCCCAAGAAAAGCUGGAAGUAUAUCUCGAAUCUCUCUGGCGGUGAGAAGACACUGUCCUCUCUAGCCCUGGUCUUUGCCUUGCAUUAUUACAAGCCUUCGCCGCUGUACUUUAUGGAUGAAAUCGAUGCGGCACUGGAUUUCAAGAAUGUCUCCAUUGUGGCGCACUACAUAAAGGAGCGUACCAAAAAUGCGCAGUUUAUUAUCGUCUCACUGCGCGUGAACAUGUUUGAGCUGGCCAACCAUCUGGUGGGCAUCUAUAAGGUGAAUGACUGUACGGAUACCAUCACAAUUCUGAAUGUGCCGCCACAGCUGCCCGAACAGCCGCCUCGCAUGACCUGCACAAUGGGUGGUUCUAUUGCCAGCACCAUGCUUCCAGACGCGAUAGCAAACAUCAUGCUUCCAGACACCAUUGCAGAAAACACAUUGGCACAUCAGGAUAAUACCAUUGACACCAUGGCUCCAGAGAACGAUGAGAAGCGAUCACCAGAAACGAGGCCACAGCAGCAGCAUCUGGAGGUGGCGACCGUGGGAUCGGGAAGAGAUACAACAUUCGCACCACCCAUGGAGAGUACGGCCAUCCCGCAGGCCAUACAAGUAGCGAAUACCACCACAGAAAUGUCGCUACAGAGCCCUCCCAGCUCGCCAAAAAUGAAUGAUUAGAUUAGGAAUAAUGUUUACGCAAUUUUCGACCUCCGAUCAGAGAUAUUCAUUUAAAUACAUUAAAUCUAAUUAAAGCUACUCAUAAUCUUGGAA